AUGGCUCGCAAGCUGCGCGCGGCUGCUCAGGCAGCGGCUGAGUCAAUGCGAACCGAACCGCCCAUGCUACCAGACGUCUCGGACGAGGAAAUGGCCGAUGCGCCUCCAGCGAGAGAGUCUAGCGCCGAUACAGAUGCCAAUCCGCCUGAUGACCCGGACGAUGACCCAGACGACGAUCCAGAGGUCGAGCCCGAGCCUGAGCCUGAGCCUGAAGCCGAACCCGAACCCGAGCUCGAGCCCAAUGCAAACCCAGAGACCGGGGCAGAAGAGGCUGUUCCCAGUCCCGCGCCAGACAGAGAGCCUCCGUCAGAAUCAGGUACACCUCUCGGCCGCAUGUCUGCCAUUCCUCGCAAGCGCCGUGUCGGCCGACCGCCCAAGAACCGCCCUCCUGAAUGGGAUCUGCCCGACGAUGGUUCAGAGCAAAAGAUUGUUGUCACCACUCCUGUCAAGAGGAGGCGAGGCCGCCCAUCCGCAAGUGGAGGACGAUGGGGUCGCCGAGGUGGGAAUCCUCACACCACUCAGGUUGCUGUCGACAAGGAAGGGACGAUGAUGGAUGUCGUCAACGACGAGGUUGUUCUUCCAGACGACGAGGACGGAGAAAAGAAGGUAGACAAAAUGGGCAACCUCCUUGGUGGUAGGGAAUACCGAGUUCGCACCUUUACCAUUCUCAAUCGAGGCGAUCGCCAGUACAUGUUGUCCACAGAGCCUGCCCGUUGCAUUGGAUUUCGAGACUCGUAUCUGUUCUUCCAGAAGCACAAGCUGCUCUACAAAAUCAUCAUUGACGAUGACGCCAAACGCGACCUGAUCGAGAGAGACAUCAUCCCUCAUUCCUAUAAAGGAAGGGCCAUUGGUGUGGUGACUGCGAGGUCCGUCUUUCGCGAAUUCGGCUCCAAGAUCGUCAUUGGAGGACGCAAGGUGAGUGACGAUUACAACGAAAAGGCCGCCUUGGAGCGGGGAGAUGUCGAGGGUGAGCUUGCCGUUCCAGAAGACAAGCUGCCAGCCCCGGGCGAGCCCUAUAACCGAAACCAAUAUGUGGCAUGGCAUGGUGCCAGUGCGGUUUAUCACACGGGGGCGCCAUCAAUUCCCUUGCCCAACGGAAAAAUUGUCGAUACGAAAAAACGAAAAGUGCCCGUUACCGGAGACAAUUGGAUGGUUGAACAUGCACGGGAUGCCAGUCGUUAUAAUGCAUCCAUUUCCAGUCUGCGGCGAGAGAACCUCAAUGGUGUUUACGAGGUUCAUACGAAUUUCAUGCAGUACCCCAAGAUCAUGCAACCAUCGCAUGUUCGCUGGGAACAAGUUCCGUCCGAAGAGUCUUCCACGUCUACCAAGCUCGCCGAGGGCCUAUCGACUCUAAACCUUGCAAAUGGGACUCCAGCCAGCGAGAACGGCAAUGAUAAAGAAAACGGAAACGAGGAGGAUGAGGCUAUGUCAACUGCCGACACGACGCCAUCGAUUCUUCCUCCGGUUCCUGCGGUUUUCACGCGUCGGUUUGCCAUUAUGGAUGUACACUACGAGACACCUGAAUCGAGCACUCUGGGACGGCCGGGCCCAGACGGCGACAUCCACGACCUCGGGUCAAACGGGAUUACCAGCAUGGUUGACCAUCUGCAUCCCGAGUUUGCGAGCGCAGAGGUGCUUGCCGAGCUGCCGCCAGAGUGCAAGGAAGCCUUGGUCGAGACGGCAGCUCGAGAAUGGGCCUGGAAAUCAAAAUGGCGCACUGAAACAACGGACGGGUCGCGGGCUCAAAUUCUCCAGAGCUACUCCUGGCAUCCUUAG
Talaromyces rugulosus is the source of this 1776-nucleotide messenger RNA. RefSeq lists its product as uncharacterized. Gene Ontology annotation, molecular function: chromatin DNA binding. Bases 1 to 1776 code for a protein of 591 amino acids. The transcript has 3 exons. Gene Ontology annotation, cellular component: nucleus. Lineage: Eukaryota; Fungi; Ascomycota; Eurotiomycetes; Eurotiales; Trichocomaceae. The record is from RefSeq and is a predicted model, not a curated record.